Molecule: messenger RNA, 919 nt
Organism: Arachis ipaensis
Lineage: Eukaryota; Viridiplantae; Streptophyta; Magnoliopsida; Fabales; Fabaceae
Source: RefSeq, a predicted model, not a curated record
AUGGCAAAUGAUACUAUUAUGGAAAACUGUCUUCGUUGGAAUCUAACUGGGACGGUUUCAUUUGUUGGCACAAUCUGUGGGAACAACAGUGUGAUGGAAGCUAAUUUUGCGGAACGACUUCAGUUAGAUUAUUGGUGGGUCCUUGUACACUGGAGUAUGCUAGAAUUAACACUAGUUUUAGACCCAGCCACCAAAAAAAACCCUAAGUUGCCCGCGCCUCCAUCUUCAUUGUUCAUCGUUCUUCGCAGCCAUGCCUUUCCUCAUGUCUUCAUCGUCCGAGACCGUUCAUCGCCUUCAUCUAACCCUGGUACCCAUGAACGCAACCCUCUUCCCUCUUCUCAUCCACUACUGCCAUCGCAAACCCUAGCUCCGCUGCUUCUUCUCGUCCAUUCUCUUUUUUAUUCGCUUCUUCAUCCUCCACCGCAGGAGGAAGCAGCGCGCCACUACUACCUUCCUCCUCCGCAGCCUGUGCGCCGUCAUUUUCCUUUGGUUUUGGGUCCGCGACCGCAUCUGCUUGGCUCCUGCUCCAGCUCCGUCUUUGUUCGGAUCUGCUUCUUUGGCUUCCACUGCGGCAGCUUCGAGUUCGGGUUCUUCCAUUUUCGGUGCCGCGAGUUCAGGCUCCUCCUUGUUCUCCACACCGUCUUUUGGUGGAACUUCAUCUGCCACGACGCCGUUUGGGGCAAAACCCUCUGCUGCGACGACACCGUUUGGCGGAGCAUCUUCUGCUUCACCCUCGCUAUUUCGUGGAGCAUCCUCUGCUUCACUCUAUCUAACCCUCGUUGGCCCUCCUACUCCCUCAGCGCAGCGUGCGCUCUUUCUCGCAAACCCUCAUUAAAGGGUGACCGUAGCUGAAGAGGUCCUCAAGCUCUGCAAUGGCAGCGUCAUUUCUCCCAUUGCCUGCAUUGCUUGCCCUAACCUA